AUGGAAGCUAUCAAGAAAAAGAUGCAGAUGUUGAAGUUAGACAAGGAGAAUGCCAUUGACAGAGCAGAGCAGGCUGAAACAGAUAAGAAGGCAGCUGAGGACAAAUGCAAACAGGUAGAGGAUGAGCUGGUAGCUCUGCAGAAAAAGUUGAAAGGAACUGAAGAUGAGCUGGAUAAGUACUCGGAGGCUCUCAAAGAUGCCCAGGAGAAACUGGAGCAGGCUGAAAAGAAGGCGACUGACGCUGAAGGUGAGGUGGCGGCUCUGAACAGACGCAUCCAGCUCGUGGAAGAGGAGCUGGAUCGGGCCCAAGAACGGCUGGCCACAGCCUUGCAGAAACUGGAGGAGGCUGAGAAAGCAGCGGAUGAGAGCGAGAGAGGAAUGAAGGUCAUUGAGAACAGAGCAAUGAAAGAUGAAGAGAAAAUGGAGAUUCAGGAAAUGCAGCUGAAGGAGGCGAAGCACAUUGCUGAAGAAGCCGACCGCAAAUACGAAGAGGUUGCCCGUAAACUGGUUAUUUUGGAAGGUGAACUGGAAAGAGCUGAAGAGCGUGCAGAGGUGUCCGAAGUUAAAUGCAGUGACCUCGAGGAGGAGUUAAAGAACGUCACCAACAACCUGAAGUCUUUGGAAGCUCAAUCUGAAAAGUACUCGGAAAAAGAAGAUAAAUACGAAGAAGAAAUCAAGAUUCUCUCUGACAAGCUCAAAGAAGCUGAAACUCGUGCUGAAUUUGCGGAGAGAACUGUCGCCAAACUGGAGAAGUCUAUCGACGACCUGGAAGACGAGCUCUACGCUCAGAAGCUGAAGUACAAAGCCAUCAGCGAGGAGCUUGACCAUGCCCUCAAUGACAUGACCUCCCUGUGA
Messenger RNA from Egretta garzetta (little egret), 855 nucleotides. It is a transcript of the gene TPM4, whose product is annotated as tropomyosin 4. NCBI's taxonomy places the organism in Eukaryota, Metazoa, Chordata, Aves, Pelecaniformes, Ardeidae. The record is from RefSeq and is a predicted model, not a curated record. The transcript is spliced from 9 exons. Gene Ontology annotation, cellular component: actin filament. Gene Ontology annotation, biological process: muscle contraction; actin filament organization. Gene Ontology annotation, molecular function: actin filament binding. Bases 1 to 855 code for a protein of 284 amino acids.